CGCUGCGUCGACGUGCUGACGCCAUUGACGCUCCGGCUGGUGUGUUUCGGUGUGUGUGUGUGUGUGUGUGUGUGUGUGUGAGAGUGUGCGCGCUCCGAGUGUGUGUGUAUUUGUGUAUCGGCGGUUCCGCAGGUCCCGGAUGUUGCGGACAGUAUGAGGCGAGUGCAGGGGGACGGGGACCAGCAGCUGUCGCCGCCGCUCUCAGGGUGAAGAGGAACAGAAGUCUUUGUCCCCUGACUUUGGAAAUCUUGUUUGACCUUCAAACUGGCGAUGUCAAGGGUUCCAAGUCCUCCACCUCCGGCAGAAAUGUCGAGUGGCCCAGUAGCUGAGAGCUGGUGUUACACACAGAUCAAAGUAGUGAAAUUCUCCUACAUGUGGACCAUCAAUAACUUUAGCUUUUGCCGGGAGGAAAUGGGUGAAGUCAUUAAAAGUUCAACCUUUUCAUCAGGAGCCAAUGAUAAGCUGAAAUGGUGUUUGCGGGUAAACCCAAAAGGGCUAGAUGAAGAGAGCAAAGAUUACCUGUCACUUUACCUGUUACUGGUCAGCUGUCCAAAGAGUGAAGUUCGAGCAAAAUUCAAAUUCUCUAUCCUGAAUGCCAAGGGAGAAGAAACCAAAGCUAUGGAGAGUCAACGGGCAUAUAGGUUUGUGCAAGGCAAAGACUGGGGAUUCAAAAAAUUCAUCCGUAGAGAUUUUCUCUUGGAUGAGGCCAAUGGGCUUCUCCCUGAUGACAAGCUUACCCUCUUCUGUGAGGUGAGUGUGGUGCAAGAUUCUGUCAACAUUUCUGGCCAGAACACCAUGAAUAUGGUGAAGGUUCCUGAGUGCCGGUUGGCGGAUGAGUUAGGAGGACUGUGGGAGAAUUCCCGGUUCACAGACUGUUGUUUGUGUGUUGCUGGCCAGGAAUUCCAGGCUCACAAAGCUAUCUUAGCAGCUCGUUCUCCAGUUUUUAGUGCCAUGUUUGAACAUGAAAUGGAGGAAAGCAAAAAGAAUCGGGUUGAAAUCAAUGAUGUGGAGCCUGAAGUUUUUAAGGAAAUGAUGUGCUUCAUUUACACGGGGAAGGCUCCGAACCUCGACAAAAUGGCUGAUGAUUUGCUGGCAGCUGCUGACAAGUAUGCCUUGGAGCGUUUAAAGGUCAUGUGUGAGGAUGCCCUCUGCAGUAACCUCUCCGUGGAGAACGCCGCAGAAAUUCUCAUCCUGGCUGACCUCCACAGCGCAGAUCAGUUGAAAACUCAGGCAGUGGAUUUCAUCAACUAUCAUGCUUCGGAUGUCUUGGAGACCUCCGGGUGGAAGUCAAUGGUGGUGUCACAUCCCCACUUGGUGGCUGAGGCGUACCGCUCUCUGGCUUCAGCACAGUGCCCGUUUCUGGGACCCCCACGCAAGCGCCUGAAGCAGUCCUAAGAUCCUGUUGUAAGACUCCGUUUAUUUUCCAGAAGCAGCAGCCACUGUUGCUGCCACAAACCACCAGGUAGACAGCGCAAUCUGUGGAGCUUUUACUCCGUUGUGGGGGGAAAAGACUGCAUCGUGGCCCCGGACUUUUAAAACAGCACUAAAUAAACUUGGGGGAAA
Messenger RNA from Eubalaena glacialis (North Atlantic right whale), 1563 nucleotides. RefSeq names its product speckle type BTB/POZ protein (gene SPOP). Gene Ontology annotation, cellular component: cytoplasm; nucleus. Lineage: Eukaryota; Metazoa; Chordata; Mammalia; Artiodactyla; Balaenidae. The transcript is spliced from 10 exons. Gene Ontology annotation, molecular function: ubiquitin protein ligase binding. Gene Ontology annotation, biological process: proteasome-mediated ubiquitin-dependent protein catabolic process; regulation of proteolysis. The record is from RefSeq and is a predicted model, not a curated record. The coding region runs from base 271 to 1395 and encodes 374 amino acids.